Penicillium hordei is the source of this 936-nucleotide messenger RNA. RefSeq lists its product as uncharacterized. The coding region runs from base 1 to 936 and encodes 311 amino acids. Lineage: Eukaryota; Fungi; Ascomycota; Eurotiomycetes; Eurotiales; Aspergillaceae. The transcript has 2 exons. The record is from RefSeq and is a predicted model, not a curated record.
AUGGCCCAGUAUUCUUAUGUUGCGGCACUGGCGCCUCUGCUCAGCAACAGGGAGGCUAUCACAACAACGAGAAGUUAUCCUUACAAGGAAGCACCAGAGUCUAUUGAUGGGACAAGGCCGCUACAUGUAUCACAACGUCCAACACCAAUCCGCAUGGUGCAGUCCCAGGCCCUGGCUAUAGUAGCAAGUUGUCCUUCUCAACACCAAGCAACGCUCGUUGUGAGGAUCAAGCCAUUCAAUCGCAUCCCAAAGCCAUUGAAUUCAACCCAUGCGCUAUUCCUCGUCAAACUAGAUGAGCUGUGGUUCGGAGGACUCAAUAUCAAUCCCUUCGCGCGCGCCUAUGCCCCCGCACUGGCGACAUACGGCAUUACGCAAAGGGGGUUUAUCCAGUUUAUCGACGGGCUCAAUGAAGCGUGGCUUAUUAAUCCUUCACUCAACUAUUUCGGUAUGGCCUCUGGAGCUGCGGGGAUGGCUCUCAGUGCGGAACCUUUCCUUAUAGGCCCAGCUUUGGGAGCCACACCACUCGCUGCGACGGGGGCUUCAGCGGUGGCGACGAUCCAACGUACUAAAAAUCACCUGAAAGUGUGGAACGAGAAGCUCUUCAACCCUGUUGGUUUACAGGCCAAGAUACUCAAGACGGAUAAAUUAAUGCCGCUUCUUGGGUACACUGGGGAUAACGUGUGGGAGCGAUACGAGCGUAGUGCACACGGUGGCGAGGAAGCAGCGAUGGAUUCUGGGGACGACAAAUCGCCGGAGCAGAUCAAGUCUGCUACACAACGAAUCCUGCGCCAGAAAAUGGAGCCUCGAGCACCGUACGUCAUGUCGCCCAAUUUUGAUGUCGAAGCGCUGGUAGAAAUGGAGGGGAUGAUGAAGCAGUGGGGGGGCGAAGGAGGCGAACCGGAUGGAGAAGCUGCAGCUCAAGAUGAUGCGACGUAA